Messenger RNA from Malus domestica (apple), 1314 nucleotides. RefSeq names its product probable ribonuclease P/MRP protein subunit POP5. Gene Ontology annotation, molecular function: ribonuclease P activity; ribonuclease P RNA binding. Gene Ontology annotation, cellular component: multimeric ribonuclease P complex; ribonuclease MRP complex; nucleolus. The record is from RefSeq and is a predicted model, not a curated record. Lineage: Eukaryota; Viridiplantae; Streptophyta; Magnoliopsida; Rosales; Rosaceae. Gene Ontology annotation, biological process: tRNA 5'-leader removal.
CCUCGGCCCUUUUCGGUUUAGGCUGUGGAUCUUGACCCGAGAACCAUUUUUCAACCCGACUAGCUCCGUUGCUCUUCGUUCCGAGGGUUACGGUCUCGGAAUCGCCACCCUUGCUCCUCCCCGCGCUCAGAUAUCAGUUUCAGACUCGAUUUGGGAGUUCUCGAGGAACAGACGACAGAUAAAGCUCCUUUCUUUUUCAAUAAAUUAUCCACCCAAUCCAAAAACCAGCCACAAAUUCAACCUCCACAACCCUAAUCCCCAUUCCCAAUUCUCCUUACGUGACAAGAUCCAAUCACUCCAAGUUUAGAUCUGGAUUGCGAUCCCUGUUCCGAGGGGCUGCAACUUUCUCGGGAAACAAACGGGUUUUCUGGAUUAGAUUGGGGGCUUCGGGUUUUCUGUUAUGUGUAGAGUAUCAUGGUGGGAUUUAAGAAUAGGUAUAUGGUAGUGGAGGUUAUCUUGGAUCCUAAUAGAGAACUGGUGAGAAAAGAUCCUGUUAUCAUUACCUCGUACAAUGUUAUGAAAGCUAUCCGAGACAGCAUUCUAGUAAAUUUUGGGGAGUGCGGUCUGGCUUCGUCACUUGGAUCAUUCCAAGUCAAGUAUGUUAAUGACAUUACGAGGCUGUGUAUCGUUAGAGCUUCAAGGGAUGAAUAUCAGCGAGUAUGGGCUGCAACUACAAUGGUCAGGAGUAUUGCAGAUUGCCCGGUUCUAUUUAAUUUGUUGGACCUAAUUGGAAGUAUCAAAGCUUGUAAAGAAACCGCAUUGAAGUGUGAUGAAUCAAAAUUUGAACAGCACAAGCUUGUUGUUGGAUCUAAUCUUUCGGCUCAAGAUACUCAAAAAAUGCAGUACUAUCUUGACAAGAUCAAAGGCCUCGAGCACUAAAUUUCUACCGCACCUAUGGAAUUUGGUGAGCCUGACAAGCUUCAUGUCCUGGUUCCAUCGGUACUUGAUGUCCAUUACUCUGCCGACUCUGUGGCUCGUGUGGAAUUCUAAAGGUUAGAAAAUCUCAAAAGAAAGGAAGCUUGCAGGAACUUCAAAAUUUUUAACUGUAAGUAGUUGCGAAAAGGGUAUGUAGAUGUAAAAUCAAGUUGUGGAUUAGGCAGAGGAAGUAUUUGAUUUGGCUAUCUAGUUAUUUCGGAAAUAUGUUUUGUCAGGUUUGUAUUGUUUACUAGUGAAGGGGGGAAGUUCGUGUAUCGCACAUACACGGUCAAACGCACGUACUCCCGGCGGUGUAUAAGAUACAUCGGAGGCUGGGAGCUACCUGAAUUUUCACAGUUUUGAUGACUAGCAAGUAAUAAAUUCCAUUGUGUCCAAAAA